Molecule: messenger RNA, 183 nt
Organism: Diaporthe citri
Lineage: Eukaryota; Fungi; Ascomycota; Sordariomycetes; Diaporthales; Diaporthaceae
Exons: 3
Coding region: 1-183 (60 amino acids)
Source: RefSeq, a predicted model, not a curated record
AUGGCUUCUAUACGUGAAGAUGAGGGACUCAAGAACGCGAGUCCUCGAGACCUCAACCUAUUGGAGACAGGGUGGUUCUCAGACUUCUCUGUCAUUUGUGGUGACCGCACUUGGAAGACGCACAAGGCCAUCCUGUGCCGUAUCGAAUACUUCAAGACAACCAUAAUGGGCGACUGCACGUAA